AUGGAUCGACCCGCUGGAGCUCCCUGCUCUUCUGCCCUGGACUUCGUGGAUGCAUCGCAUCGCGAGCCUUCCACUGUGAUCUUGCCGCCCGUGCAGUCGCUGCUCGUGGACCGCGGCGCCGAGCAGGGCGACCCGCUUGGGCCGCUGCUGUGCGCCGCGGCCCUCGCGCGGGUCCUGGCCCGCACCCCCGCCCAGGGGGGCGUGCCGUUCGCCGACGUGUGGUUCGUGGACGACGGCCAGAUCGUCACCCGCGGCCAGCGUGGACCCGUGGCCGCGGGCGCUCGACGCCGAGGCCGCCACGUGCUCUGCGUCGAUGUCGGCGGCGGCACGGUCAGCGAGCAGUUCCUCGCAGCAGCGGGCCAGGCUGUAGCCGUGCGCGACGCGCUAAACCUGCCGGAGGACCAGAGCCUGGCGCGGGCCGUGAUCACUUGUUGGAGCAUGAGGUGCCCAGCCUCAGGCCCGAAGUCGAAGGCAGCCUUGUACCUCCUGGCAUGUUCCGCCGUGGCAGAGGGGACAGGCUGGUCCAGGAUGGUUCCGGUGGACAGCCGCGUGCGCACGCUGGUCGAGAACAGCAUCAAGACGAAAACGAGGUCGCUCUUCGUAAUCGUGGGAGACCAUGGCCGCGACCAGGUGGUCAACCUGCACUAUAUGAUGAACAAGAUCUCGUCCACCAAGCCUUCGGUGCUGUGGUGCUACAAGAAGGAGCUCGGGUUCAGCAGCCACCGCAAGAAGCGGAUGAAGCAGGAGAACAGGGCGCACAGGGACGCCGUGUACUCCACACUAAAGUGCGGGGAUGUGUAG
Messenger RNA from Prorocentrum cordatum, 801 nucleotides. Lineage: Eukaryota; Dinophyceae; Prorocentrales; Prorocentraceae. The record is from the annotation of a GenBank genome assembly.